GGAGCCGCUAGAGGGGGGGCGGGUCCGGAGGGGCGGGACCUCGGGUGGCCCGAGGUGGCCCGGUUGCUGGGUGAGAAGCAGCGCAGUCCGAUUCAUCCCAGCCCGGGGAUGGCGUCCCCACGGGAACUGACCCAGAAUCCCCUGAAGAAGAUCUGGAUGCCGUAUAGCAAUGGGAGGCCCGCUCUGCAUGCCAGCCAGCGUGGUGUCUGCAUGACUAACUGCCCGACACUCAUCAUCAUGGUGGGCCUGCCAGCCAGGGGCAAGACCUACAUUUCUAAGAAGCUGACCCGGUACCUCAACUGGAUUGGCGUCCCUACUCGGGAAUUCAACGUUGGUCAGUAUCGCCGGGACAUGGUCAAGACAUACAAAUCUUUUGAGUUUUUCCUCCCAAACAAUGAAGAGGGCCUGAAAAUCAGGAAGCAGUGUGCCUUGGCAGCCCUCAGUGAUGUCCGGAAGUUCCUCAGUGAGGAGGGGGGACAUGUGGCGGUUUUUGAUGCAACCAAUACCACCCGAGAACGGAGAGUGAUGAUCCUUAACUUUGGAGAACAGAACGGCUACAAGACCUUCUUUGUGGAGUCUAUCUGUGUGGAUCCUGAGGUCAUUGCUGCUAACAUUGUGCAAGUGAAGCUGGGCAGCCCUGACUACGUCAACCGGGACAGCGACGAGGCCACUGAAGACUUCAUGAGGCGCAUUGAGUGCUAUGAAAACUCCUAUGAGUCGCUGGAUGAAGACCUGGACAGGGAUCUGUCCUACAUCAAGAUCAUGGACGUGGGGCAGAGCUAUGUGGUGAACCGUGUCGCUGACCACAUCCAGAGCCGGAUUGUUUAUUACCUCAUGAACAUCCAUGUGACACCCCGCUCCAUCUACCUCUGCCGGCAUGGGGAGAGUGAGCUCAACCUCAAGGGCCGGAUUGGUGGGGAUCCUGGACUGUCUCCCCGGGGCCGGGAGUUUUCCAAGCAUCUGGCUCAGUUCAUCAGUGACCAGAACAUCAAGGAUCUGAAGGUCUGGACGAGCCAGAUGAAGAGGACAAUCCAGACAGCCGAGGCACUGAGUGUCCCUUAUGAGCAGUGGAAGGUCCUCAAUGAGAUCGACGCGGGUGUCUGUGAGGAGAUGACUUACGAAGAAAUCCAGGAUCACUAUCCGCUGGAGUUUGCCCUGAGGGAUCAGGACAAGUACCGGUACCGGUACCCGAAGGGUGAGUCCUAUGAAGACCUGGUGCAGCGACUGGAGCCCGUGAUCAUGGAACUGGAGAGACAGGAGAAUGUGCUGGUCAUUUGCCACCAGGCUGUGAUGCGUUGCCUCCUGGCCUACUUUCUUGACAAAGCAGCUGAAGAGCUGCCCUACCUCAAAUGCCCCUUGCACACAGUCCUGAAGCUCACGCCUGUGGCUUAUGGUUGUAAAAUGGAGUCCAUAUUCCUGAACGUGGCAGCUGUGAACACGCACCGAGAAAGACCUCAGAAUGUAGACAUAUCCAGGCCUUCAGAAGAAGCCCUUGUCACAGUCCCUGCUCACCAAUGAUCCAUGGCAGGCCCUGACCUCUGUGGAGGGGUCACUCCAGGCCACCUCGUGUUUACUGUACUGAUGGUACACUCCUGAAGCCAUGGGUGGCUAGCAACACUCAGAACCCUCAGCCUGGCCCACUCACCUCCCUGUUGACAACCAGUGACAGGUUGGGUAUGGCUGCUGACCUGCUGCUGAGAAUCCCGGGGCUAUGUGCUCUGCUGCUUGCCCCUCUGCUACAGCUCUCAAGCAGUUCACUCACCAGGCUGGCUGCUUCAUGACGUUUGCAACCUUAAAUAAGACACUGAGACAACAAGUGUCACUAGGACAUCCCUACUGUGGCCCAGCUGCCUGAAGUGGGCCAGGCAGCCUUGGAAGAGCCCUACUGCCCUCUCCGUAGCUGCUCUUGGAGCCAGAGGUUAGAUCUUCAUGGGGCCUUAAGUGGACGCUGCCCCAGGCAAAGUGGAAAGCCUUUUUCUUCCUCACCUGGAGCAGAAGAUGGAGCAGGGGAGCUUCUGCCCACAUCUGUCUGCAUCUGUGGGUGCUCACAAGAGUGAGUGAAGAGAGCAUCAUUUGUGGCGCUGGUUCCUAAUGUCUACCAAGUUUUCCACUGGAACAUGGAAGAGCUGCGGCCAGGUGCCUUGUCCUAAAUUCUCUCACAGGGGAUCCUCUGAAGGCAGGGCAGCUUUAUGAAGUACCUUCUUGGUGCACACACCAAAGUGCUUAUGGAAACUGGUCUCCCCUACCUGGCUGUCGCUGUCACUGUCCACACAGAACUGUACACUGGAAACAGGGACAUGCCUUUGUCAUAAAUGGCUCAGAACUGGUGGUCCUGCCAAACUGUCCUUCUGUUCGUUGACCUCCACCUGUAGGUCUGAGGAAGGAGACAACAAAGCACAGAGGCAGCCCUGGCCAUGGGAGGAGUCCCUGACCCCACCCUAGUUUUGAUUCAAAUACAAAUUAAACCCUAGUGCAAACAGCCUUAUGAAGCCUGGUGCCUCUCCUGCCCUGAGUCCUGGUGGGUCCACGGAGCAGAUUCAGGCUCCAUGUGUCAGCUGACCAACAGGGCGACAGGCAGGCUGUGGAACAGGGUAAGAUACUUUCUAUAUCAGUAACUGGUUGCUCUAGUAUCCACAGAGCAGCCAUGGGGAAGCCAGGCCCUGCACCCAAGAACCUUUCCAAGCCCAAAUCUGGCAGAAUAGUCCACCUUUCUCAGCCCUGCCAGCCCUGCCAGCCCUGCCAGCCCUGGGCUGUGUAACUUGCAGAUGCCAUCCAUCUGCCCCUGAGAAGUCAGUGCCAUUAUUCCAAACUGUUGUCUGUGUGGGCUUGGGGAGGGACUCCUGGGCUCAUUUCAUCAGACCUACAAGCCCUAGCUUGGAGCUGGAGGACCACACCACUGCCUUCGGGACACAGGCCCUGCAGCUUCUGCUCCCUUGUCUCUCAGAGUCUGAGUGAUGUUUGUCAUAUUAUCUGGACAGGUGUUAGCCAUAGCAGAUCCCUGCGGUUGGCAGCUGUGAAUAAUGCCUGGAUGCAGCUUGAGGCAAAGACCACCAAAGCCUUUUUUCUCUGUGCCCCGGGAAGGCCAGAAUUGCUGGACCCAGAGGUGUUAAGAGUCUAGGGUUGAGGGCGGAGGGAUAUCAGUGGAGGAGGCGUUGUGCCUGAACAGCCCCUCCCUCUAGCACCUGAAGUGGCUUCUGCAAGCCAGGCUGGCCACCAGGUUUUAGCUGAGAUGGUUCAUGGGAAGAACUGCCGACAUUUCCUGCUUUCCCUAGAAUGUAUGAUACUGGUUUUCAGUUGUGCAUCGCACUGUGUCCAGCAUUCUUUGCAAUAAAUACUUU
Molecule: messenger RNA, 3338 nt
Organism: Grammomys surdaster
Lineage: Eukaryota; Metazoa; Chordata; Mammalia; Rodentia; Muridae
Gene: Pfkfb4
Product: 6-phosphofructo-2-kinase/fructose-2,6-biphosphatase 4
Exons: 14
Coding region: 109-1518 (469 amino acids)
Biological process (GO): fructose metabolic process; fructose 2,6-bisphosphate metabolic process
Cellular component (GO): cytosol
Molecular function (GO): ATP binding; 6-phosphofructo-2-kinase activity; fructose-2,6-bisphosphate 2-phosphatase activity
Source: RefSeq, a predicted model, not a curated record